Molecule: messenger RNA, 655 nt
Organism: Drosophila mauritiana
Lineage: Eukaryota; Metazoa; Arthropoda; Insecta; Diptera; Drosophilidae
Exons: 1
Coding region: 41-499 (152 amino acids)
Biological process (GO): regulation of synaptic transmission, cholinergic; sleep; positive regulation of voltage-gated potassium channel activity
Source: RefSeq, a predicted model, not a curated record
CAACUUCGUUAGCUGGCUGGGUAGUGUGCGUCCGGAGAUCAUGGGCAGCGGAUCUGAGCUCCCACUGCGGAUCUGCAUGGUCUGGCUGGUCGCGGGACUGGCGACUGCGGAGGCACUCCGGUGCUACGAGUGUGCCGAUCAGGAGACGUCGUGCGGCUCUGCUGAUAAUUCGCCGGGAAGAGUGCGAGAAUGCCCGAACUCAACCAUGUGCUCGACCACCAUGCUGACCACAAUGGUGAAUGGAAAUGAGUGGAUCAGGGUGAGGCGAGGCUGUGCCACGCAGGUGGAUUUAUACUUUGACUAUAUUGGGAAGCAUUGGAAGGGGAAGUAUCGAUUGAUGGACUUACCGGAGGGCUGCAAGAAGGAGAAUGGAAUGAUGUACUGCAACUGUCGCGGAGAACUGUGCAAUACAGGAAGUCAUACGUCAGCAAAUUUCCGGUUGCCGUUCGUGCUGAUCUUAUUGGCCCUGGGCUGCGGCAAAAUCCUUCUUCCCGUCUAGUCGGCGACACUUUUUGGGGUGUGUUCUACCAGUUACCGGAACUAUGGAACUCUCUAAGGCCACAAAUAUAGUUUUAAGCAGAUUAAUGAUUUAUGUGCGACAGUUUUCAAAGGUGAAACCUUGUCAAUAAAGUCACUGAUACCAAAUAAACCCAAA